Bradysia coprophila is the source of this 777-nucleotide messenger RNA. RefSeq lists its product as uncharacterized. The record is from RefSeq and is a predicted model, not a curated record. NCBI's taxonomy places the organism in Eukaryota, Metazoa, Arthropoda, Insecta, Diptera, Sciaridae.
CAUUAGUUACGUUUAAGGAGAAACGUAUUGUAGAUUUAAUCGAUAAAACAUUGUCGCCAAGGAUCGUGUCCAGGCAACUAAAUAUUUUGUUUUAGAUGUAAAAAACAAAUUUUCCAUGCAACGAAAUCAAAGAGCGAAAUAAACUAUCACCGACACCGGACAAAAUGAAUUCAGAGCCUGCGAAACGAGACGGAAAAAUCAAGCAACAAGUUGAAGUUGAGCAUGAGAUACGACGAAGAUAUCCGAAAAAAUGGGGUGAAGUUAUUAAGGAUCCAAGGAUAAAACUUUACAGCAGCGACAAUCUGAACAAAGCUUUGGAAGAACGAAAUUCUGGAGCCACCAAUCUUUAUGAAUACGACAACAGAGGAGAUUCGUUUUUCGUUUCCAAAGACAUGUACAAAUCACUAUACCAAACGUGCCGUUGUGGUCGACCGAAAAUCGAUGCACAUUCGUUGAAAUGUUUGCAAAAAGUCCAGAAUCCCUACUUGACGAUGGAUUCACAAGAUCAAAAUGAAUUUCUACCACCGAUUCCAAAGACCUCGUUAGGUGUCUACGGUUGGCCCAAGAAUAGGUUUACUGAUUGGGAACUAUCAACUCGUUACACAUCUCCGAAAUAUGAUAUGCCCGGUGGACCUAUUGACGCUCAUCCAUAUUCAAAUGUUUUCAUAGGAUAGUUUCAUCAGAUCAUUGUUACUGAUCAAAUAUAUCACUUAACAAUAGGCCGAGUUACAUUCUUGCAAUUUUUUUUUAUUAAAUGAGAUACAAUUUUAAACUAAC